AUGGAAGAAGGAAUGUGCCGUGUAGACACACUAAUCAAAAAUGCUAUGAAAAAGAUUGUUGAUUAUGAAGAACAAAGAAAAGAGGCUGAGUUAAUGAAAACAUAUGAAUUAAUGAAAUAUGAGUCAUUAGAAAAAGAAGAUGAACAUAAUAAAAAUUUAAUAAUUGAGGUACUACGUCAAAGUAUCAAUAGAAAUGAUAUAAGUCUUGUGAAGUUAAAGAAAUGGAAAGAUUUAACUAUUGAACUUUUUAAGAAAAUUGAACGACUUGAAAAAGAAGAGAAUGAAAGAAAAGAAGAAAACAAGAUAUCAAUGACAAAAGUAUUAGACUCUAAGAAUAUUCAUCAUGAACUUAUUACUAAGAGAAGAGGCUCUUUUAUUAAACGAGUUAGCUCACCACGAUCUCUUAUUAAAGUGAAAGAAUUAAAUAAAAAAAGACAAAGCAAACGUUUUGAAGAAAUUAAUAGUCAGUCAAUAGACCAUCAUUUAGUGUUUUGUAAUAAUGAGACAGCAAAAACAAUUUCACUAAAACGAAGAAGUACUGGACAAAUGGGAAUAAAUAAUCAAAUUGCAAAUAUUUCAACAGAACUUCUUUUAAGUGAAGAAAAAGUUAUAAAAAAAGAAGGAGAAUAUAAUGAAAGUAUUAAUGAAGAAAUGACAGUUCAAAUGAUUACAACUUCUCCAAAUGAUUUAGAAGUUAUUGAAAAUACAAUUAAGAAUUGGAUUCCUAAUAUUAAUAGAAUGAAUUGUAUUAUUGAUGAUGAUAUCAAUGAACAAUGGGACAGAAAUAUUUGUGAAAAGAUUCAACAGUUACAGGAAUUUUAUAUUAUUUUUAUUGAUGGAUAUCAAUUUUGUAUUGGAUUCUAUUUUUCUAUUCAGUCAGUUAAAGAAUGGGAGUGGAUAGUUGUUGGACAAAAUUCUUUUGCUUUUAUGGGCCAAAGCCCAAACACAAUUUAUAGAUGUCCAAGAAAAGAAAACACUUGUUUAUCUGUUUGUUUUUAUAAUAAUUAUGGUACAAUUAUUUCUGUUGGAUCUCCAUAUAAACCAAUCCACUUUAACAAAUCAAAUCACUUAUCAAUGUUAUCUGAUUUCACUGAUUAUUUUUCUUCUCCAACUUCAUUAAUUACUCCCUCUUUACGGUUAAAAAGAAUGUUAGUUUAUUCAAUAAAUUAA
Molecule: messenger RNA, 1170 nt
Organism: Entamoeba dispar SAW760
Lineage: Eukaryota; Evosea; Mastigamoebida; Endamoebidae
Exons: 1
Coding region: 1-1170 (389 amino acids)
Source: RefSeq, a predicted model, not a curated record